Solanum dulcamara is the source of this 1317-nucleotide messenger RNA. RefSeq lists its product as uncharacterized. The record is from RefSeq and is a predicted model, not a curated record. The transcript is spliced from 8 exons. Bases 339 to 821 code for a protein of 160 amino acids. NCBI's taxonomy places the organism in Eukaryota, Viridiplantae, Streptophyta, Magnoliopsida, Solanales, Solanaceae.
UGUGAUAUCUGAUUAAACACAUUUAACCAUCAAUUAGUUGAACGUGCACUUUUGAUUCCACUGCUUGUGAAUAUGCACAAAUUUUCAAAAUUACUAACCAUUCUACCAUUUUAAUUCACAAGUUUGCUUAUGCAUAUUGAUUAAGCUAAAUGACACAAGUACCUCUGCUAGUCUCCUCUUUAGACCACCAUCACUUCUCUGGCCGGUCCACCUCACAGGCCACAGCCACCAUCACAACCUUCUUUUCCGCCGCUGACAACCAAACGCACCGAUUUGGAUAUUGUUAAAGGAAUAAAUAGAAAAAUACGGAGACUAAAUCUGCAUUUUGAUUACUUGUUAUGGAGGAGCAAUCAUUCUUUAGCAAGUUCCUUGUCAACCUUCGUUCCUCCUGCAAGUAUUAUACUGGCUAUCCUAAGGAUCUUGGGCCAUCCAGGGUUAUUCACUUUACCUCGGAACGUGAAUUUGUCCAACUUCUUCAUCAAGGCUCCCCGGUAGUCGUUGCAUUUACGAUCAAGAGUAACUACAGCAAACAUCUUGACAAAGUUCUAGAGGAGUCUGCAGCCGAGUUUUAUCCACAUGUAAAAUUUUUACGUGUAGAAUGCCCGAAGUACCCAGGGUUUUGCAUAACAAGACAAAAGAAGGAAUAUCCAUUUGUAGAGAUAUUUCAUAGUCCAGAACAGGCAGCUGCUCAGGGCAGGGUUGCUGAUCCUAAUAUUACCAAAUACUCUGUCAAAGUUUUACCUUUCAACUAUGAUCUAAGUGCUUAUGGAUUUCGUGAGUUCUUCAAACGACAUGGAGUCCGAUCAUCAGAUUCAAAUUAAAAGUUAAGGAGUCUCGAACAUGACCUUAUCAACAGUAUUAAGCUGCUUAGGCGACACAAGCUGGUAGAACAGGAUGAACAAAUUAAUUUGAAGCUGAGCUUAUAUUCGUGGGCUCGUCAGAGACAGAUUUCAAUAAUCUCGUUAAAGGUAUCAUGGAGCUAUCAGAGAUGUUUUGACCAAUGCAGACACCUAUGGGUACAAUUACCAAGUUAUGAACUAGUUUCUUUGCACAAGUUGUAAAGAAUAAUGUUCUGUUUUGCCAUUCAGUACCCUUUUUGAAUACCUUGGUUGGUUUUGCUGAUACUAAUUAGAAUUUCAGACCUUUCUGCACGCAACUGUUGCAUGCCACUUGAACUGGCCUGCAUGUACUAGUUUACUGUGUCUAUCUGUGUGUACACAUAUAUGUAAUAUAUAAGGAUGCACAACUGUGAAUUAAGAAACAUUCAAUCAUCGAUGAAUACAAGCAGAAAUGAAUGGCACGGGUGGUUUAUGUUUA